Messenger RNA from Blepharisma stoltei, 732 nucleotides. Lineage: Eukaryota; Ciliophora; Heterotrichea; Heterotrichida; Blepharismidae. The record is from the annotation of a GenBank genome assembly.
AUGGUUAAAGCACAGGCCAAAAAAGUCCCAGAGUCUGUACAAAAACUCAAAGACCGAAUCGCUGCCAACGAGGCCAAAAGAGCUGAAACCAAAGCAGAGAAAGAACAAUACAGAGUUGCAGCCUACCAAGCCGCUUUAGAAUUAUCAGAAAAACAUCUCAAAGACUACGUCGCCCAACAAGUCCUCGAAGCCGAAAACAAACAAACCGCCACCUCCACUGGUGAUUUCUACGUCCCACCAGAGCCAAAAGUGAUCCUCGCCAUCCGCAUCAAAGGUAUUAAUAGAUGCCCACCCAAAGUCAGGUCAGUCCUUAAGCUCUUCAGACUUAUCCAACUACACAGUGCAGUCCUCAUUAAGAACAACAAAGCCACCAAAAACAUGCUCAAGCUAGUCGAGCCAUGGGUCACUUACGGAUACCCUUCAAGAGAAACCAUUGCAAAACUAGUCUACAAGCGUGGAUUCCUCAAGAUUAACAAGGCAAGGAUCCCUCUUUAUGAUAACGCACAGAUUGAGAAAGAACUCGGCGCUGAGAAAAUUGUCUGUGUCGAAGACGUGAUUACUGAGCUUGCCACUUGUGGCCCACACUUUAAGAAGGUAAACAGUUUCUUAUGGAGAUUCAAGCUGUCUUCACCUAAGGGAGGAUUCACCCAUAAGAGAACUUCUUAUAUACAAGGAGGGGACUGGGGAAACAGAGAAGGGAAAAUCAAUAAUUUAGUCCUUAGAAUGAUUUAA